This is a messenger RNA of Penicillium waksmanii, 561 nucleotides long. Its product is annotated as ER membrane protein complex subunit 4. The record is from RefSeq and is a predicted model, not a curated record. Bases 1 to 561 code for a protein of 186 amino acids. The transcript has 3 exons. Gene Ontology annotation, biological process: protein folding in endoplasmic reticulum. Lineage: Eukaryota; Fungi; Ascomycota; Eurotiomycetes; Eurotiales; Aspergillaceae. Gene Ontology annotation, cellular component: EMC complex.
AUGUCGGCCCUUCCACCUCCACCUCCCCCGCAAUGGGUUGUCGCGCUCAACUCCCCGAUGCCCCGUCCUUCGAAGGCGGCCAACAGCAUCCCGGAUCCACCUGGCUUCACGAGCUCGAAUACCCGGGGAGGAAAACAGCGUCAGCAACAGGAUAAACAACCAGCCACGAUGAGACCCGAAGAGACCGACACCCUCAAGCUGAAAAAGGCCUGGGAAAUCGCCAUGGCGCCAUCCAAGCAAUUGCCCAUGCAAGCCAUCAUGAUGUACAUGUCCGGAAACACUCUCCAGAUUUUCAGCAUCAUGAUGGUUCUUAUGCUAUUCAAGGGUCCUAUUCAGGGCUUGAUCAACACCAACGCCGCCUUCGCCAAAUACGAGACCCCGACAACAAAGGCCCGUCUAUUCGGAGUGAAGGCUGUCUAUGUGUUGAUGCAGCUUCUGCUAUUCGCCCUUGGAGUUUGGAAAGUAAAUGGGAUGGGACUAUUGCCAACUACAAGAUCGGACUGGCUCGCUUGGGAAUCGGAGCGCCAGCCUUUGGAACGAGCCUUUUUCGCAUUCAACUAA